This is a messenger RNA of Trypanosoma cruzi, 939 nucleotides long. RefSeq names its product hydrolase, alpha/beta fold family, putative. Bases 1 to 939 code for a protein of 312 amino acids. The record is from RefSeq and is a predicted model, not a curated record. The transcript has a single exon. Lineage: Eukaryota; Euglenozoa; Kinetoplastea; Trypanosomatida; Trypanosomatidae.
AUGCCCCCUACUCCAGAUACGAUUGUGAAGGUUGGCAAGUGCGCCCGUACGGGGGUGGAGAUAUCCAUAUGUUACAACUCAUUUGGGGACCCUAAAAAUCCAUGUGUCCUUUUGGUCAUGGGCAUGAUGAGCGUCGGUAUGCUCUGGCGUGAUGAACUCUGUGAACGGAUUGCAGCGUGUGGCUACUACGUGAUUCGGUACGACAACCGUGACGUGGGACUUUCAACACACUUCUCGGAUUUCCCCGGGCCCCACGUGGCUCGGAUGAUCCUGCCACGAAUUCUAUCGUUUGGUGAGAAACUACCAUACACGCUGGAGGACAUGGCUGCGGAUGGAAUGAAUUUGCUGACGACUCUCGGCAUCAAUAAGGCUCAUGUGGUGGGGUCCAGUAUGGGCGGGAUGAUUGUGCAACUUAUGGCUAUCCACUACCCGGCCCGUGUGCGAAGUCUUUCGAUCAUAUACUCACACACCGGCAACCCUAAUCGAGUGCGGGAAAGCUGGCGGGUCAAGCUGGGGUUUCUGGAAAAGCCGGCUAGCUCUGCGCUUGAGGAUUUGGUUGAGUUCAAGUGCCACCUGGCGCUUCGCAUGGCGGGUGACGGCUACCCGAUCGAUAGGGAUAAGCAACGGGAAUUUAUGAAAAAAAUUAUUGAACGCGCUCCCGAUGAUCCUGGGAGUUUGCGUCGCCACCUUUCUGCGGUUCAACGGGCGGAGAGUCGUGUGGAGGGCUUAAGGGGUCUGAAAACACCAACACUUGUGAUACACGGCAUGCUCGACCAGCUUGUUCCAUACGAAAAUGGUAUUGAGAUCGCCAAAGUGAUUGGGCGCUCAGCCAAGCUGGUCUUGUUCCCACUUAUGGGACACUCCAUACCAGAGGAGCUCUUCCCCGCCGUUGCGCAGGAGAUUGUGUGGAAUGCACAGAGAGCCGAUGCCAGUGAAUAA